Molecule: messenger RNA, 1851 nt
Organism: Chelmon rostratus (copperband butterflyfish)
Lineage: Eukaryota; Metazoa; Chordata; Actinopteri; Chaetodontiformes; Chaetodontidae
Product: sodium-dependent neutral amino acid transporter B(0)AT1-like
Exons: 12
Coding region: 1-1851 (616 amino acids)
Biological process (GO): sodium ion transmembrane transport
Cellular component (GO): plasma membrane
Source: RefSeq, a predicted model, not a curated record
AUGGAUGGAGAAGCUGAAAGCGCUGAGCAGGCGCAGAUUCAAGAACCUAAAGAGAUCAUCGAAAGACCAAAAUGGGACAAUAAAGUUCAAUAUUUGCUAACCUGCAUAGGUUUUGCUGUGGGACUUGGUAAUGUGUGGAGAUUUCCAUAUUUGUGUCAAGUCUAUGGAGGAGGGGCGUUCCUGAUUCCUUAUUUGAUCGCCUUGGUAUUGGAGGGGCUUCCUCUGCUGUACAUGGAACUGGCCAUCGGACAACGGCUCCGCAUGGGAAGUGUUGGCGUGUGGCGUUCGAUCUCCCCAUAUAUGGGAGGUUUAGGUGUGGCUUCCAUGAUCGUGUCCUUCUUAGUUUGUCUGUUCUACAACAUGAUCUUGGCCUGGAUCCUCUGGUACUUCUUCAACUCCUUUCAAAAUCCACUUCCCUGGAGGGACUGCCCAGUAAACGUAAAUCGUACUGGCUAUGUAAGUGAGUGUGAAAAGAGCUCACCGGUGAACUAUUUUUGGUAUCGUGAAACACUGAACAUAACGGCAAACAUCGAGACCAGCGGUUCUGUUCAGUGGUGGCUCGUGCUCUGUCUUGCAUCUGCUUGGUGCCUUGUGUACAUCUGCUUCAUACGUGGAAUUGAGACUAUUGGAAAGGCCAUUUAUGUCACAGCCACCUUCCCGUACCUUGUUCUGACCAUCUUCCUGUUCAGAGCCUUGACUCUGUCUGGGGCCGUUGAUGGCUUAAGAUAUCUUUUCAUGCCAAAUUGGGAAACCCUGAAAAACCCUAAUGUCUGGUUGGAUGCUGCUACUCAGAUCUUUUUCUCUUUGUCUUUGGCCUUUGGGGGAAUGAUUGCUUUUUCCAGUUACAAUGCUCAAAAGAAUAAUUGCGAGAGAGAUGCUUUAAUUGUUGGAUGCGUGAACAGUUUCACAUCAAUAUAUGCAUCAAUUCCUAUUUUUGCCAUUAUUGGAUUUAAAGCAAAUGAAAACUACAAUGACUGCAGAAAUUGGAACAUACUAACACUGACAAAUGCAUUUAGCAUUGGGGAUGAAAACAUAACUCUUCAAAACUACAAUGACUGGUUAAAUCAUCUCAACAAGACUGAUCCCUCAGAGGUCGAAAGCCUCGAUCUGAAGACGUGUGAUCUACAGACCUUCCUGGAUCAGAGUGCCUCUGGAACUGGUCUGGCCUUCAUUGUGUUUACCGAGGCGGUGAUACAUAUGCCCGGCUCUCAGGUGUGGGCGGUGCUCUUCUUUGUCAUGCUCUUCAGCCUGGGCCUGUCCUCCAUGUUUGGAAAUCUAGAGGGAGUCCUUACUCCUCUGCUGGACCUGCACAUUAUUCCACCCUGGAUUCCAAAGGAAAUGUUCACAGGGUUAAUGUGCCUGACCGCCUUUGGUGUGUCCCUCAUCUUUACUUUGGGCUCUGGAAACUACUGGCUGGAGAUUUUCAACAACUACGUGGGAUCCGUGCCUCUGCUCAUCAUAGCCUUCUUUGAAAUCAUCAGUGUGGUAUACAUCUAUGGAGUGAACAGGUUUAAUGAUGACAUUGAAUGGAUGUCAGGUCGGAGACCGAACCUUUACUGGCAAGUCACUUGGCGCUUCAUCAGCCCUUUCAUGCUACUGGUGGUUUUUGUGGCAUACGUCGUAGUUGAGGCAGAAAAACGACCAACAUAUGAUGUCUGGAACCCAGAUUACGCGCUCUUCCCCCUUGCUGAUGUUCAGUCCUAUCCUGAUUGGGUUUAUGCUAUCUGCAUUCUUAUAUCGCUCCUUCCUGUCGUCUCCAUUCCUCUUGUGGCUCUCUACAAAUUCACGGGCUUCCUGAAGAAGUACAUCACGAACAGGCACGACCAAAACCCAUAUGCAAGUGAACUGUGA